CCACGUACAGAGAUAGGCAAGCUUUAGCAAGCUCACCUCUUUUAGACUGGGUUUGACAGAAAGUGUUUCAAUGAGUUUCAAAUGAAGUCGCUUUGUUGAGGACGUUGUCGCCAUGCGUUCUGUGUUGUUGACGGUGGUGGGGCUAUGGGGAUGUUUAAUGUUAUUGCAACCAGUCAUCCUCGCUCAGCAAGCGCAGGGUAAUACCGGUCCGCGCCAGGAACCAGGUACCCCUGAUGAAGAUGGAUCGCAGAGCUCUUCACUUAACUCGGAAGUAUUUUACCCCAAGAAGUACCUUCAUGAUGAUGAUGAUGAUGAUAUUGGAUAUCACCCGAAAAAUCUCCACAAGAGAAGUGUGAACUCUGGUGGUGGAAAUGCAGUCUACGGGAUUAGUGUGUUUGGAAAGGAAAUGCUUGUGAAUCUGACAAGAUUCUCGGAGUUCUUAUACCCUGGAUUAAUAUUUCAGAGAACGGAAGGGAAUUACUCGUGGUUUGAAGAUCUAGGGGACAGUGGAUUGGAUAGAUGCUUUUAUUCUGGGACUGUGAACGGUAUUGAGGACUCGCAUGCUACCUUCAGCCUUUGCAAGGGGAUGAUGGGAAUGAUUCAUCUACCCCAAGAAAAAUAUAUCAUCGAACCAUUAAAAAAUUCAUCUUCAACAAAUAAUAUGGUGCUGGAGCAUCGUCCACAUAUAAUUCAUAAAUAUCCAAUAAUAAAUCACCAGCACUCUGCUGCUGCAGCAAGCUGCACUAUUACAGAAAAUUAUAAACACCAGAGAUUAAAGCGAGAGACUAUACGAGGAUAUUCAACAUCACAAUCAUCAUCAUCUUAUAAUGUAAAUAAUAAUAAUUAUGAAAAUAAUAAUAAUAAUGACAAUUCUAUAUACCACAAACGACGGAAGCGAUCAGCAUCUUUAAAGAGAUUCGUGGAGACUUUAGUUGUAGUGGAUGAUUCCAUGAGGCAGUACCACAAGGAGGACUUGAAGCACUAUGUGCUUACACUCAUGGCGAUGGUAACUAAUAUAUACAAGCAUCCCUCAAUAGGCAACUUUAUCAAUAUAGUCGUAGUGAAGAUACUAGAACCAGGACCUGCUGAUCUCAAAUUAAAAAUCACUGAAAAUGCAGCCAUGACACUGAAGGAUUUCUGUAAAUGGCAGAAGGAGUCCAAUGAACAGGAUAUGGACCACCCAAACCACCAUGACACCGCCAUCUUAUUGACAAGAAAAGAUAUCUGUCGAGCUGUAGGAAAGUGUGAUACGCUAGGUCUAGCUGAGCUGGGCACAAUUUGCGAUCCAAUCCGGAGCUGUGCAAUCAUUGAAGACAACGGCAUCAGCGCAGCUUACACCAUCGCACAUGAACUUGGACAUGUGUUCAACCUCCCCCACGAUGAUGACAAGCAGUGCCUGCGAUACCCACAGUCCAUCAAGUCCAAGAAGAAGUACCAUGUGAUGGCCCCCGCCCUGGACUACAACUCCAGCCCCUGGGACUGGUCCCCCUGCAGCGCCACACUCAUGACGGAAUACAUUGAUGCAGGUCUAGCGGAGUGCCUCCUAGAUCGGCCACAGAACAAGAAAUUUCGGCGGGAAAUGACACUCACUCAGCUCCAAUCUCCUGGCCAGCUCUACGGGGUUGACAAACAAUGUGAGCUGGUCUUCGGACCAGGCUAUGUGCUCUGUCCUCAUAUGCAAACGUGUGAGAGGCUGUGGUGCACCAACAAGACAUCAUCAGGUUGUCGUACCCAACACAUGCCGUGGGCUGAUGGCACGGAGUGCAAGGACAUCAGUCGCAACAAGCUGUGUCGGACUCAGGGCUGUUGGUGCCGCAGCGGGGAGUGCGUUCUGCGGAUCCCCCUCAAGGCCCGCAAUGGGGGCUGGGGGAAGUGGCAGGUUUAUGGUCCUUGUUCCCGCACGUGUGGGGGAGGCAUCAAGACCAGCAUCCGACAAUGUAACAACCCCAAGCCCGACAAUGGCGGCAAGUACUGCCUGGGAAAGAGGAUCAAGUACCGGUCUUGCAAUACCAAAAUAUGCCCUCCCAGUAAGCUUGACUUCAGGGAGGAGCAGUGCUCCAACUUCAGCAACAGGUAUCAUAUCGAUGGCCUACCUGCGAAUGUUAAAUGGGUGCCCAAAUACGCAGGAGUCCAGAUGAAGGAUGCCUGUAAACUGUACUGCCAGGCGGAGUCCACGUCGUCGUUCUACCAGUUGGCCGACACAGUGAUCGACGGGACCAAGUGUCGGCCUGACACGGACGACAUCUGUGUCAAUGGCAAGUGCAGGAGAGCUGGCUGUGACAAUCGUCUUGGUUCCCACAUGAAACGAGAUCGGUGCGGCGUCUGUGGUGGCGACAACUCCUCCUGCAAGUCUGAAAGGGGACGUUUCAACAACGCCAAAUAUGGCUACAACAAGGUGAUCACAGUCCCGAGCGGGGCGACCAACAUCGAGAUCCUGCAGCAUGGCUACCAGAACACAAGCAACGACUGGAACUAUCUGUCUCUCAGGAACAGCAAAGGAGAAUACAUCCUGAACGGCGACCACAUUGUCCGCACCCAGAAGUGGAGCAUUAAGGUACAGAAUGGCUACCUAGAAUACAGCGGCGCCAAUGUCCCCGUGGAGAGAAUCAACUCCACGCGCAUGAUCGGAGAGGAUAUCACUGUGGAGGUGCUGUCUGUGGGGUCCCUCCUGCCCCCCGACGUGCGCUACACCUACACCAUCUCCGCAGGGAAGGACACCAAGUUCCGCUGGGACAACGUGGGCAUGUGGAAGCGAUGUAGUCAGCUCUGCCAGGGUCUGAGGAAGAGGAAGAUCGUGUGUAUCAGGGAGAAUGACUUCCUGAUGGUGUCCAACAAGCACUGUGUGGGGAAGGUGAAACCCCCGCGACUCCGCGACUCUUGCAACAUGGACUGCUACUUGAGAUGGAAGAUUAUGCGAGAGACGGAGUGCUCGGUUCACUGUGGGAAGGGGAUCAAGAUCAGGACUGUUCACUGUGUGAAGGAGACGGACAAGACCAGCCUAACUGUUGAUGACCGGCACUGUCGCCAUCUCGGCGCCAAACCCCACCCCAGUGUCAUGUGUGAAGGGAAGUGUUCUACUACCAUGUGGAACUAUGCCUAUUGGUCCAAGUGUACCAGGACUUGCGGAGGCGGUAAUCAGACGCGGGAAGCUCAGUGUAUUAAUGAGGAUGCGCAUGUGGUGGACAACCGUCACUGCGAAGACAAGCACAAGGAACCCCUCAUUCAGUCCUGUAACGAGGUACCCUGUGCCCAGUGGAGGUCGGGAGCUUGGACUGGGUGUUCUGUGAGCUGUGGGCAUGGCAAGCGGCACCGUGAGGUGUGGUGUGGGCGGGGCGAGGAUCAGGUGGAGGAGCGCCUGUGUGACAAGAAGGACCGCCCCGAGGCCAAGAAGGAGUGCAACCUAGAGGCUUGUCCGGAGUGGUACGCUGGCGGCUGGGGACCGUGUUCGGUCACAUGCGGUGUGGGAGAGAAGAUGCGGACGGUCAUCUGCCGGACCUUCAAUGGCAACAUUGUGGAGGAUGCAGUGUGUGAUGCCAGCAAGCGACACCGAGAUAAGAGCCAGUGUUACAUUGGGCAAUGCCCCACCCUGUCCCCGCCCACCACACCCACCACGCCUUCCUACCUCCUCAACUCACACUGGAGGUUCGGCAUCUGGACGGAGUGUUCCACAACAUGUGGUCCGGGGCUGCAACAUCGCUACGUGAGCUGCAUGAACCACCGCGGCCACAUCAUGGACAACACCAUGUGCAACCCGCACCACCGCCCCGCCAGCAAGCAGGACUGCAACAACAAGGCAUGCGGCAUCUGGAGGCAGGGCAAGUGGAGACCUUGUCCUGUGACAUGCGGCACCGGUGUCCAGACCCGCUACGUCGCAUGCAUCAUCCUUGACAAUGAAACCUCCAACCAGAAACACAUGGCAGACUACAUGUGCGACGCCACCUCGAAGCCAGACGCCAAGAAGAAGUGCGACAUGGGCGACUGUCACUCCAUCGAAGAGUUGGACAUCGCAGUCAUCACCAGCAACACGGUGGAGAAGACCAGUCACUGGAGAGUCGGACCCUGGGGACCGUGCUCCACGACGUGUAACGAGGGGCACCAAGGGAGGCUGGUGGUGUGUCAGGACGAGAACGGACCCAGCGAUGGCUGCGAUGAAAGAGUCAAGCCAGAGAAGAGGAAGAUUUGUAACAGUGGACCGUGUCCAAGCUGGAACCAAGGACAGUGGGCAGAGUGUUCCUCGCCUUGUGGGGUUGAAGGUCAGCAGAGUCGAGCAGUCCGGUGCCAGCUGCCCAAUGGUCAGAUAUUGGCGGACUCCAACUGUGACAUAUUCAUCCGUCCGACUGAUGCUCGCCUGUGUUCCGGGGAGUGCAACAGCUCCUCCAAUCAGUGGCGGACUGAGCCGUGGUCCUCGUGUUCCGCCACCUGUGGUUCUGGCCAGAGACAGAGAGUGGUGGUGUGUGUUGACCAGACCAACACCACUCAGCCCACCUCGACCUGCAGCAAGAAGAUGCCCCGCAACACCAAGCGAUGUGCCCGAGGUCAUUGUCCCCACUGGAACAAGGGUCGAUGGAGCAAGUGCUCUGUGUCAUGUGGUGUCGGAGUCAAGUGGAGGGAAGUCAAGUGUAUGAUCAAUCGAGACGAGGUCGUGGAUGUGGACCAGUGUCAAAACGCGACCAAGCCACAAACCUCAAUGAAGUGUUACAGAAAGACUUGCUUGAAGUUCAAGUGGAAACCAGGGCCCUGGUCCGAGUGCUCCAAGACUUGUGGAUUUGGUCGGAAGGAGAGGUCAGUGACCUGCACGGACAGACUGGGUGUGGCUGUGUCCUCUCACCUCUGUGACAACAACAGCAAGCCGAAGGUGCGGCGGCGAUGUAGCGAGUACCCCUGCCCCUUCAUCUGGAACAUCGGGCCAUGGAGCGAGUGUACAUCGUCAUGCAGCGAGGGGAAGCAGAUCCGCACUGUGGUGUGUCAGUCUGUCACCAGGGAGGGCUGGAUACUCCCGGGGGAGGUCCCCAACCGCUGCCCACUCCGCGAGAAACCCACCCGCGUCCGCUACUGUAACUAUGGCGACUGUAAUGCUGACUACAGAUGGAGGGUUGGACCCUGGGGACAGUGUACUGUACGCUGUGGCCACGGGAAGCAGCGGAGGAUGAUCAAGUGUGUGGACAAGAAAGGGCGCCGCAAGUCCAAGAGGCGCUGCAUCCGACUGUACCGCCCCGAGUCCAGCAGGGCUUGCUACAACGGACCAUGUUACGCGAGAUCCUGCAAGGAACUGAAGGAGAUCACCACUAUCAGAGUGGAUGGUGGCUACAAGCUGAUGGUGGACCGCAAGCUAAUUACAAUAUACUGUAAGGACAUGCGGAAGGCCAUUCCCCUGGAAUACCUGACACUGCCCAAUGACCGCCACCAGAACUAUGCCGAGAUGUUUGACCACAGGCUGCGAAACCCUGCAUCUUGUCCCAACAACGGCACACGCCCCCAAGUCUGCAACCGUUGCCGGCGGAAACCGUACAAGCAAGCAGGCAGCACAACUUACUCCAAAGUCAGGAUAGACCUCAACACUUUAAAAAUAUUGCCUACUGAUGGGACUUUCAGUAAUGUCCACAGUGGGAAGCUCAUUCCAUUCGGUACAGCAGGAGAUUGCUACAGCUCAAAGGCCUGCCCUCAGGGCCUCUUCAGCAUCAACCUGACUGGCACCGGGCUGACUGUGUCUGAGAACACAACGUGGACCCUUGAUGGGAACAAGGCAUCGCAGAGAAUAUGGCGCCUCAGGGAUGGAGAGAUAAUCCGUGGUGUAUGUGGGGGGUACUGUGGAGUGUGUUCCCCCGACCCCCGGACAGGCCUCCACUUACAGGUCCUUCACUGAACUUAGCUUGGCGACGGUUCAACAACCACACUCUCACUGUAAAUAUCACCAUGUACAAAGUUGCCAGCAAGCAUAUCUGUACAACAUGGACCAAGGUAUUUAUUGGAUGUAAAAUAUCAGUCUCUCCGUCCACUACACUUGGGGAGUUAACCCUAAAAGGGUUAAUAAUAUGCAGCAUUUGGAGGGUUAACUCACAUUAGAGCAUUGGAGACAGUUACAGGGAGACCACAAGGAUAUCAAUGAUGAAAGUGAUACCUUAGCCACAGGAAGGCCACACUAGAUGAACUGGGAUCCUGGUACCUUAGCCACAGGAAGGCCACAUGAUAUCAGCAGUGAUCAAGGUACCCCAACCACAGGAUAUCAACAACGAGCCUGCUACCUCAGCCACAGGAAGGCCACAGUGCCCUGGUACCUCAGCCACAGGAAGGCCACAGUAUAUGAACAGUGAGCUUGGUGCCACAGCCACAAGAAGGCAACGGGAUAUCAGUACUGAUCCUGGUGCCCUAGCCACAGGAAGGCCACAGGAAGGCCACAGUGCUUCUGGUACCCUAGCCACAGGAGGGACACGGGAUAUCAGUACUGAUCCUGGUGCCCUAGCCACAGGAAGGCCACAGGAAGGCCACAGUGCUUCUGGUACCCUAGCCACAGAAAGGACACGGGAUAUCAGUACUGAUCCUGGUGCCCCAGCCACAGGAAGGCCACAGUGCCCUGGUACCACAGCCACAGGAAGGCCACAGGAAGGCCACAGUGCUUCUGGUACCCUAGCCACAGAAAGGACACGGGAUAUCAGUACUGAUCCUGGUACCCUAGCCACAGGAAGGACACAGUGCCCUGGUACCACAGCCACAGGAAGGCCACAGGAUAUAAGAACUGAUCCUGGUGCCCUAGCCACAGGAUAUUAGUACUGAUCCUGGUUCCCUAGCCACAGGAUAUUAGUACUGAUCCUGGUUCCCUAGCCACAGGAUAUUAGUAGUGAUCCUGGUGCCCUAGCCACAGGAUAUUAGUAGUGAUCCUGGUGCCCUAGCCACAGGAUAUUAGUAGUGAUCCUGGUGCCCUAGCCACAGGAUAUUAGUACUGAUCCUGGUGCCCUAGCCAGGGGAUAUUAGUACUGAUCCUGGUGCCCUAGCCACAGGAUAUUAGUACUGAUCCUGGUGCCCUAGCCAGGGGAUAUUAGUGCUGAUCCUGGUGCCCUAGCCAGGGGAUAACAACAAUGCUACUGGUAUCUGGGAGACGUGAAGGGACCAAGGGCCAUGUUGAGAUAAUGAGGGUCAUGUGACCAAAAGGUUUCGGGGUCAUAUAAUGACUGUAAGAUGCAGGAAGUCAGAUGAAGGAACUUAACCCUGAGAUAAACCACAGAAUAAGAUAUCACAUGGUUUCAGACAAUGAGAGUUAAUAGUACAAGGAUUGUUUUAGUGUAUCCAAGUUAAGGUUGUGUUAAAAGUAACUGUACAAUAUUUGAACUUCCAUGACUGGCUGUUCUGCUUGUGUUACUGCUUGUGUUACUGCUUGUGGUAAUGAUACUGUCACUGCAGGUUUCACCACAAGUAUUAUUUUCAGUGUUGCAAGUAAACAGUAAUACUACUUGUGUCACCACUAGUAUUAUUGCUAGUGUCAAACAUAAUAAGUGGUACUACAAGUAUCACCACAAGGACUACUGCUAGUGUCACAAGGAAAGGGUUGGUACUACUUGUGUCACCACUAGUGUUGUUGCUAGUGUCAAACGUAAUAAGUGGUACUACUAGUAUCACCACAAGGACUACUGCUAGUGUCACAAGGAAAGGGUGGUACUACUUGUGUCACCACUAGUGUUGUUGCUAGUGUCAAACGUAUCAAGUGGUACUACUUAUUUUACUGUUUGUGUCACAAAUCAAAAUUGGUACUACAUGUACUUGUAUUUAAGAUGAGAAAAAAUUAUUGAAAAAAAUCUAUGAAAUUAUUCAGAUUCUGAUAUUCACGAAAAAAUAAAAAAUAGCUAAAAUAAAAUGUCACAUAAUCUAGAAACUAUGUGAUGCUGAUUAUUUAAGACUUAAAGAAUGUUUGCUUGCUAGAAUUAUGCAAUGUUUUCACUAUGACUGUUUUGAUAAGCAAAUAAGAUCCAAUCUCCAUACUGCUUGUAUUGUAGUGGAUCUAUCACAAUCCUAUUUUAAGCUUUGUUCAUUGGAAAGGGAUGACCAUUUAAUAUUCUUGUGGAGCCUGGAAUUUUUCAGGCAGCGCUUCAAGAUAUACAAUUUAUUUCCUCUGAAAAUUGGAGUAAAAGACUAUUUUUUACCCAUAACACAUUAUACCUUUCAGAACAGCAUGUCUAGUGAAAUUAUUUUUGUGUGUAAAAUCUGAUGACUAAUUAUUAUUUUCCUGCAUUUUCACAAAUUUCUUUUUUAUAAAUCCCAGCGCACCCCGAAUAUCAAAGAGCAUCCCUAAGCAUUUUUAUGAAGGAGUUUCUGGAUUAACCCCUCAAGUGCUACCAAUACUCAACCAGUGUUUGUGUUAGCACUCUUAAAGGGUAAUAGUCAUGCAACAAGUGCAAUAUCACUCAUAUUUAUGAAAGCAUUGAUAUUGGAACAUCAUGUGUUUACAGUUGUCAAGGUGGGUUGUCAUGUCUUGCAAUAUUGUGCCGGUUGAAUUCUGCAGUGAAACACACAAAUAACAAACAUGAAUUGAACCAACUGAGGAAGUUAUGAUCUCAUCAAAGCCACAACAUAUUAAUUACUUUGAAUAAUCACUGAAGUUUUGAAGACAUUUUUGUUAUAGGAAUAGGUAAAUGUAGAUAGUAAAUUACCUCCCUUGUCUAAACAUGGCCGACAGAGACAGAACAUAUCCUGAGGCUCAUGAUAUGAAAUAAGAAAAUAAUUAAAAGUUAAAAACUAUAUAAUUAGAGAUAUUCUGCCAGCUGAUGGGAUUUUUGGAAUGAUCUAUAUAGUUCAAUCUUCAAAAACAGAUGUUGUCAAGAAGGUAAAAAAAUACAUGUGACCUCCACAUCUGAAGAUAAGGCAAUUAUUUUUGUGACCUAAAGAUUUCUUGCUAAGUAUCUCAUCCAAGUAUAUUCAAAUUUAGUUGAUUUCAAACAAACAAUCAGGAGUGGACUUGUAACCUAGUGAUUAAACCUUUGCCCAGAUUACAAGGGCUUGAUUGUCGACAAUGUUCUAAGUCCAUUCUUGGUUUUAUUGCCUACUUGCAUUUGGAGGAUUUGGAACUCAUUCUGGUCGUAAGAGGCGACUAAGGGGAUCGGGUGGUCAGGCUGAUGUAUGUCAUGAUAUCUCGAUUGUGAAGAUAAAUGCUCAUGAUUUCAAUCACUGGAUUGUCUUGUUCCGACUUGAUGAUUUACAGACCAAAGUCAUAUAGCUGCUUGUCCAGACUUGAUUAUUUUCAGACCUUAUACAGUCAUAUGGCUGGUAUAUUGCUGAGUGUGGCAUUUGACACAACAAACAAGACAUUUAUAUGGCUGUAAUAUUGUUUGUUCAUAUUCACUCACUCUUACAAAAUCUGCAGCAAACUAUAACGAUGGAUUCGUACCAUCCCUAAAAAUCCAUGAUGCCAAGACUCUUUUCAUAAGUAUUUUCAAAGGAUGGAUCAGAAAGUGUGUCAUUAUUCAACAACGGUUUCAUAACAUGAAGCAGGUCAAACACGAACACUUGAUAACCUUCCCUGCAGACAACACUGUUGUUCAUGCUAAAGCAUAAUCAUAUUUACUUUCACAUUUUGUACCUUUUAUGUUAUCAGGUCAAUGUUAUAAACAUGAGAUUUAGUUUUUGAAGCAUUCUGUUAUAUAUCUACAUGUCAGCAUUUAUAUUCUUUCACAUUCUCAUUCUCAAGGUUUGAGCUAAACUGUUUUACUUGUGUCAUAUGUCAUGUUUAUUUGUAUUUGAAUGUAUUUUACCACGGCCAGACCAUUUUUUUCUCAUUUAACAGAUGACUCUCAUUAUUUUGAAAAAUUACCUAAAAGGAUGUUUUUGAUCAAAAUACUUAUUUCGAACAACCUAUAUUUCAAGAGGUAUUUGUUGGAAAUUAAUCUCAAACCAUCAAAUCAGCUUAUUUUUUUAAGGUUUUAUAUUUUUUCAUAUUUGAACCAAAUAUGUUGAUAAUAAGAGACACUUAAAAAAAUGGUCUGGCUUUACAAUAUUUGUCAGAGCAUAAGUCAUGUGUGUCAUGAAACAGCAUAAUGCCACUUCCAUCUCAUAAUGAUAUAUUCCAUGUUAUCUUCGUCACUAUUCAUUGAUAUUCUCAUCUGUUUCUCAACAUCAAUCGAUUUGUGAGGAGAUGUUUUAGUGGGAGAUUACUUCAAUUCAAUGGCCAUAACAAUAUCAGUCAUUCUGGAUUAAAUACAUGUAUCAAUAUUUUGUCCUGAUGAAUUGAUAAGCUUCAUUAUAUAUGAUCAGAUUGAAUAAUUUCAUGUGGCACCAUUUUCAUGAAAUUGAUG
Haliotis rufescens (red abalone) is the source of this 10277-nucleotide messenger RNA. RefSeq names its product A disintegrin and metalloproteinase with thrombospondin motifs 9-like. Gene Ontology annotation, biological process: proteolysis; extracellular matrix organization. Gene Ontology annotation, molecular function: zinc ion binding; metalloendopeptidase activity. Bases 113 to 5863 code for a protein of 1916 amino acids. Lineage: Eukaryota; Metazoa; Mollusca; Gastropoda; Lepetellida; Haliotidae. The transcript is spliced from 40 exons. The record is from RefSeq and is a predicted model, not a curated record. Gene Ontology annotation, cellular component: extracellular matrix.